This is a messenger RNA of Grus americana (Whooping crane), 1541 nucleotides long. It is a transcript of the gene S100A16, whose product is annotated as S100 calcium binding protein A16. The transcript has 3 exons. Bases 589 to 909 code for a protein of 106 amino acids. The record is from RefSeq and is a predicted model, not a curated record. Gene Ontology annotation, cellular component: perinuclear region of cytoplasm; nucleus. NCBI's taxonomy places the organism in Eukaryota, Metazoa, Chordata, Aves, Gruiformes, Gruidae. Gene Ontology annotation, molecular function: calcium ion binding.
UUCAAAUAAACAGUGCCCCCCCCACCUUGCCGGGCAGGUCCUGUGCCACGCCGGAUCCGAUUGGCCGGCCUUGCUGGUGGGAUGGUUUGGAGCAGGGUGGGCAGCGGGGAUGUGCCGCGGGAUGGAGGAGCCGGGUUUUUAGCCGGUGCAUGGCUGGACGGUGGCAGGUUUGCAAAUCCUGCGAUCAGGCUGGAGUUGCACUGUGCCCGGUAAAUCACCGCUGCCGGGAGCCCACCACCCCUUCCAGAUGGUGGGGUCUUUUGAGGUGGUCCCUAAAUCCCUGCCUGCUAUCACCCCAUGGCCACGGCCAUGUGCAGAGCGGCCCCCGCCGUGGGUCCCCACUCGCACCGACCCGUCCAGAUGUUGCAAUCGCAGGAGAGCCAUUUCCCAGGUAAGCCCCAGCCCUGGAACGCCCUGGGAACGUCAGGGAGGGGCGGGAGCCUCUUUAAAAGCCCGUCUGGGCCCGGCGGGAUGGGUGCAAGGUGAGAGGAAAGCGGGCGUCAUCGGCUCCCACUGCCCGUGCUGCCAAAUCGGCGACAGACGGACACAGCGGGACCCGCGGACGGAGCCAGGUGACCGCAGGCAGCGAUGGCAGAAUGCACGGAGCUGGAAUGGGCUGUGCAGGUGCUGGUGAACAACUUUGACAAGUACUCGAGCCGCUGCUGCUGCUGCAAGAAGCCGCGGCGCAUCAGCAAGAAGGAUUUCCGCAAGAUGCUGAGCUGUGAGCUCAACCACAUGCUGACGGACACCGGGAACCGGCGAGCGGCCGACAAGCUCAUCUGCGACCUGGAUGAGAACAAAGACGGCCGCAUCAGCUUCGAGGAGUACUGGACCUUGAUAGGCGGCAUCGCCAGCCCCAUUGCCCAAAUCAUCCGUCAGCAGGAGCAGAGCGUCAAGCACACCAAGUAGCCGGCUGCAUCCGGACCCUCCCGGGGCUCAGCACCUCCCCGAGCUCAAGCCCCUGCUUCUCCGCGGCUCCCCGCUUCUCACCUCUCCCGCUGCCGAGCCCUGCCCCGAGCCCCAGCUUGCCCCGGGGCACCCCGGUCUCCCACGGCUUUGCCGAUCGAGCCAUGCCAGGGUGCAAUCGGGGCGGGAAGACCCUGCGGGUGGGAGCUGGGGGGGGUGAGAGGCCAUCGCAGCCUUGGGGAGCUCCUCAUUGCCCCACACUAUGCCAUCCCUGCCCUCAUCCUCUUCCGCGAGCCCUGUCCUUGCUGGGCUGCUGGGCAAGAAGCAAAGGGGGAGGCUUCCCCUUAUCUAGGACAUGAAUUCUGUCUGUUCUCAGACCUCUGGGGCACGGCCCCGCUGGCAGAAACCCUAUCACGAUCAGGACCCCCUCUCCCCUUGGAGCUCUCCCUCAAAAUCGGGGGGGGGGGUGGUGUCUUUUUGGGAAAAGGGUGCCUUUCCCCCUGCCCAAGCUGGUGAAGGGUCCUGCCCUGCCUGCGCUGCCUGGUGCUCCGGUCCUUCAGGCUCGGGAAGUGGCACGGUCCUGUCCGGGCAACACCGCCGUGGUUAUUUAUUGCAGCAAUAAAUUUUGGAGGAGC